UCGACUCUCUCGGCUCGGUCUCGUCGCCCAGUGCCCGGAAGCUCAAGGCGUCUUCACGCCGUCAACGCGCCAAGUCGUCAGCGCGAGGAUACGCGAUAGAGCGGUGAGUCCGCGCUGAGCCAAAGUCCAGAGUCGAGCCGUCAGCUUCGAGAGCCGCCGACAUGUGCGACGACGACGUGGCCGCCCUCGUGGUCGACAAUGGCUCGGGGAUGUGCAAGGCCGGCUUCGCCGGGGACGACGCGCCCAGGGCAGUGUUCCCAUCCAUCGUGGGGAGGCCCCGUUACCAGGGCAUCAUGGUCGGCAUGGGCCAGAAGGACUCGUACGUGGGGGACGAGGCCCAGUCAAAGCGGGGCGUCCUCACGGUUAAGUAUCCGAUCGAGCACGGCAUCGUCACCAAUUGGGACGACAUGGAGAAGAUCUGGCAUCAUACGUUCUACAACGAGCUGCGUAUCGCGCCCGAGGAGCACCCGGUUCUUCUAACCGAGGCACCCCUCAACCCCAAGGCCAACCGCGAGAAAAUGACGCAGAUCAUGUUCGAGACGUUCAACUCGCCGGCGAUGUACGUCGCCAUCCAGGCGGUGCUCUCGCUCUACGCAUCCGGUCGCACCACCGGCAUCGUCCUCGACUCCGGCGACGGCGUAUCCCACACCGUGCCCAUCUACGAGGGAUAUGCUUUGCCGCACGCGAUUUUGCGUCUGGAUCUGGCCGGUCGUGACCUGACUGACUACCUCAUGAAGAUCCUCACGGAGCGCGGCUACUCCUUCACGACAACAGCCGAGCGAGAAAUCGUUCGCGACAUCAAGGAGAAGCUCUGCUACGUCGCCCUCGACUUCCAGCAGGAGAUGGCUACGGCCGCGGGCUCCAGUGCCCUCGAGAAGAGCUACGAGCUUCCCGACGGCCAGGUGAUAACGAUCGGUAACGAGCGGUUCCGCUGUCCCGAGGCGCUCUUCCAGCCCUCGUUCCUGGGCAUGGAGUCGAGCGGCAUCCACGAGACGACCUACAAUUCGAUCAUGAAGUGCGACGUGGACAUACGCAAGGACCUCUACGCUAAUUCCGUCCUCUCGGGCGGCACGACCAUGUACCCGGGCAUCGCCGAUCGUAUGCAGAAGGAAAUAACGGCUCUCGCCCCCUCGACCAUGAAGAUCAAGAUAAUCGCACCUCCCGAGCGCAAGUAUUCCGUAUGGAUAGGGGGAUCGAUUCUCGCCAGCCUCAGCACAUUCCAACAAAUGUGGAUAUCAAAGCAGGAAUACGACGAAUCUGGGCCCUCCAUCGUGCACCGAAAAUGCUUCUAGGCGCAAGACUCUUGUCAAUAUCCAUCAUAACAGUCUUAUUUAUGCUUCGUAUAAAAUCAAUAUAUUUUAUUUAUUUAUUUUUUUGUUUUGGCUUAAAAAUAAGAUGUUGUUUAAGCUGUAUAUCGUCAUUACAACUGCUAUGCUUCUCACCAAGUAUUCUAUCGUAACAUUUUCAAAGAUGACGAUCGAUGUUCUCAUUCUAUUUAUUACAUUUUAUUGAAUUUAAUAUUACCUAUUUGUAUGUAUAUGCCUACGUGUAUAAAAUAUUAUUUAUUAGAUAUUAUAAAACUGAUUGAAAUUUAGUUAUAUCUUAUAGAAGAUCAUAUGCAUGCUUAGAAAUUUCACCAUAUAUAUAACAACAAAAACAACAACAACAACGACGACGAC
This is a messenger RNA of Ceratosolen solmsi marchali, 1679 nucleotides long. Its product is annotated as actin-3. The transcript has 4 exons. NCBI's taxonomy places the organism in Eukaryota, Metazoa, Arthropoda, Insecta, Hymenoptera, Agaonidae. The coding region runs from base 162 to 1292 and encodes 376 amino acids. The record is from RefSeq and is a predicted model, not a curated record.